Nycticebus coucang (slow loris) is the source of this 4722-nucleotide messenger RNA. RefSeq names its product BCL11 transcription factor A (gene BCL11A). Gene Ontology annotation, molecular function: RNA polymerase II cis-regulatory region sequence-specific DNA binding; DNA-binding transcription factor activity. Gene Ontology annotation, cellular component: nucleus. Bases 1833 to 4316 code for a protein of 827 amino acids. The record is from RefSeq and is a predicted model, not a curated record. The transcript has 5 exons. NCBI's taxonomy places the organism in Eukaryota, Metazoa, Chordata, Mammalia, Primates, Lorisidae. Gene Ontology annotation, biological process: regulation of transcription by RNA polymerase II; negative regulation of dendrite development.
UGUGUGCCUGUGUGCAUUAAAGAGACAGGGGUUUAUUUCCAACAGGUCUUCCCGAAUUUCCAGGGAACGUUUGCAGAAAGGCGAGAGGGGGCAGUGAGCUUCCGGGUGUGCGCCUUGGCCGGGGCACCUGGGGAGCGCGGCGCUGACCCGGGGCGGUCAUCUCACCACCUUGGCCUCCUGGCUACUCCUGCGAGCGUAUCGCGCGCUUUCCAUUCCCCAUUUUCUCUUUCCCCGGGUAACAGCACAGGAACAGUUGUGCUUUGCCCGUAAGAAACAUUUUUCUUUACACCCCUCUGUGCUUUUGCAGUUGCUUUGGAGUGGGAGGGGGUGUGUCCCUUCCUGGGAUUUGGCUCGGGGACCUCCCACGGCACCAGGAGCACGUUCCCAGGGACUGGGACUCCCGGGACUGCCCGCGCUUUGUCCUCCGACCCUCAGCAGCUCCGAGAGGUGGACGCUACGGCGCCUCCCUCGCCCCGGCCCCCGGCGCUCCCCUCCCGGGGCUGGAACGGGCUCCGACUCUGGCUCUUCGUUCUUUAUUCCUUGGCCUCUCUUUCUGCGACCCUUGGGAGCCGGGGAUUCGGUGCUUCCAGUUGCAUUCAGACCCAGCUGCUUAUCGGGGCGCCCUGAUCCCCUGUCUCUGGCUCGGCCUUGAGGGCGCCCUCCUGGCCCUCGGGCCCGGGCCUGCUACGCUUUCCUCCCCAGCCUCCUUCCAGGCCACCUGGGUUCCAGGAGGCCCGGGCAUUGCCCUUCCGGACCCGAAACCCUCCAAACUUGGGCUAGAUUCGGUUUCGCCGCGCGCUCCCUCCCACCUCCCCAUGCCCACUGAGGAGCUGUAACUUGGAGGCUCAGCUCUCAACUUCGGGUGAUUUUUCUUUGCUAUCCUCUCCUCGGGCAAAGUUUCCUGAGCGCUGCCGCGGGCUCGGGUCUUUCAGUUCGGUCCCUGGCGUCUGCACGCGGGGAGCGAGCGCGGCGGCCGCAGGGAGGGGAAGUGGGUGUGCGCACAGAGGAGGGUGUCCGGGAGCAACUCUACCUGGCUUCCCUCCGCCCGCGCUUCCCCAACCCCGGACUGCAGGCUCUUGCAGCACUCUAGCUUUUUUUUCUUAAAUAAUCUUUCAUUUUAGGGUCCGCGUGUCGGGGGGGGAGCAGGGCGCACGUCUUGCUCCCCCCCCGCCCUCUCCUUUCACCCCCGCGGCCCUUUUCUUCUCUCCCGGCCACACCACCGCCGCGGCGCUCGCUGCGGCCACUGGUGAGCCAGCGGCCCCAGCGCCCCCUCCCCUCCGCCCGCCCCUCCCCUGGGGGCAGCGUCUGGCGUCCGCGGAGCCCCCCGCCCGCACCUCCCCCGCCCCGCACUGGCCAUUGGCUUGUCCUGGUCUCUUUUUCAUGUCCAGCCCCUGAUGUGUGUCCAUUGGUGUGAGCUUCCCCUUCCCUCCUCCCCUUCUCUCCUGCUCGCCCUGCCCAUGUUUUGUGUGUCUCUGUCCAUCCAGACUCCUGACGUUCAAGUUCGCAGGGACGUCACGUCCGCACUUGAACUUGCAGCUCAGGGGGGCUUUUGCCAUUUUUUUCAUCUCUCUCUCUCUCUCUCUCCCUCUAUCUCUCCUCUCUCUCUCUCUUUUUUUUUUGCUAAAAAAAAAAAAAGCCAUGACGGCUCUCCCACAAUUCAUCUUCCCUGCGCCAUCUUUGUAUUAUUUCUAAUUUAUUUUGGAUGUCAAAAGGCACUGAUGAAGAUAUUUUCUCUGGAGUCUCCUUCUUUCUAACCCAGCUCUCCCGAUGUGAACCGAGCCGUCGUCCGCCCGCCGCCGCCGCCGCCGCCGCCGCCCGCCCCGCAGCCCACCAUGUCUCGCCGCAAGCAAGGCAAACCCCAGCACUUAAGCAAACGGGAAUUCUCGCCCGAACCUCUUGAAGCCAUUCUUACAGAUGAUGAACCAGACCACGGUCCAUUGGGAGCUCCAGAAGGGGACCACGACCUCCUCACCUGUGGGCAGUGCCAGAUGAACUUCCCAUUGGGGGACAUUCUUAUUUUUAUCGAGCACAAACGGAAACAAUGCAAUGGCAGCCUCUGCUUAGAAAAAGCUGUGGAUAAGCCACCUUCCCCUUCACCAAUCGAGAUGAAAAAAGCAUCCAAUCCUGUGGAGGUUGGCAUCCAGGUCACGCCAGAGGAUGACGAUUGUUUAUCAACGUCAUCUAGAGGAAUUUGCCCCAAACAAGAACACAUAGCAGAUAAACUUCUGCACUGGAGGGGCCUCUCCUCCCCUCGGUCUGCGCAUGGAGCUCUAAUCCCCACGCCUGGGAUGAGUGCAGAAUAUGCCCCGCAGGGUAUUUGUAAAGAUGAGCCCAGCAGCUACACAUGUACAACUUGCAAACAGCCAUUCACCAGUGCAUGGUUUCUCUUGCAACACGCACAGAACACUCAUGGAUUAAGAAUCUACUUAGAAAGCGAACACGGAAGUCCCCUGACCCCGCGGGUUGGUAUCCCUUCAGGACUAGGUGCAGAAUGUCCUUCCCAGCCACCUCUCCAUGGGAUUCAUAUUGCAGACAAUAACCCCUUUAACCUGCUCAGAAUACCAGGAUCGGUAUCGAGAGAGGCUUCCGGCCUGGCCGAAGGGCGCUUUCCACCCACUCCCCCCCUGUUUAGUCCACCACCGAGACAUCACUUGGACCCCCACCGCAUAGAGCGCCUGGGGGCGGAAGAGAUGGCCCUGGCCACCCAUCACCCGAGUGCCUUUGACAGGGUGCUGCGGUUGAAUCCAAUGGCUAUGGAGCCUCCCGCCAUGGAUUUCUCUAGGAGACUUAGAGAGCUGGCAGGGAACACGUCUAGCCCACCGCUGUCCCCAGGCCGGCCCAGCCCUAUGCAAAGGUUACUGCAACCAUUCCAGCCAGGUAGCAAGCCGCCCUUCCUGGCGACGCCCCCCCUCCCUCCUCUGCAAUCCGCCCCUCCUCCCUCCCAGCCCCCGGUCAAGUCCAAGUCAUGCGAGUUCUGCGGCAAGACGUUCAAAUUUCAGAGCAACCUGGUGGUGCACCGGCGCAGCCACACGGGCGAGAAGCCCUACAAGUGCAACCUGUGUGACCACGCCUGCACCCAGGCCAGCAAGCUGAAGCGCCACAUGAAGACGCACAUGCACAAAUCGUCCCCCAUGACGGUCAAGUCCGACGACGGGCUCUCCACCGCCAGCUCCCCAGAACCCGGCACCAGCGACCUGGUGGGCAGCGCCAGCAGCGCGCUCAAGUCUGUGGUGGCCAAGUUCAAGAGCGAGAACGACCCCAACCUGAUCCCGGAGAACGGGGAUGAGGAGGAAGAGGAGGACGACGAGGAAGAGGAAGAAGAGGAGGAAGAGGAGGAGGAGGAGCUGACGGAAAGCGAGAGGGUGGACUACGGCUUCGGGCUGAGCCUGGAGGCGGCGCGCCACCACGAGAACAGCUCGCGCGGCGCGGUGGUGGGCGUGGGCGACGAGGGCCGCGCGCUGCCCGACGUCAUGCAGGGCAUGGUGCUCAGCUCCAUGCAGCACUUCAGCGAGGCCUUCCACCAGGUCCUGGGCGAGAAGCAUAAGCGCGGCCACCUGGCCGAGGCCGAGGGCCACAGGGACACUUGCGACGAAGACUCGGUGGCCGGCGAGUCGGACCGCAUAGACGAUGGCACUGUUAACGGCCGCGGCUGCUCCCCGGGCGAGUCGGCCUCGGGGGGCCUUUCCAAAAAGCUGCUGCUGGGCAGCCCCAGCUCGCUGAGCCCCUUCUCUAAGCGCAUCAAGCUGGAGAAGGAGUUCGACCUGCCCCCGGCUGCCAUGCCCAACACGGAGAACGUGUACUCGCAGUGGCUCGCCGGCUACGCGGCCUCCAGGCAGCUCAAAGAUCCCUUCCUUAGCUUCGGAGACUCCAGACAAUCGCCUUUUGCCUCCUCGUCGGAGCACUCCUCUGAGAACGGGAGCUUGCGCUUCUCCACGCCGCCCGGGGAGCUGGACGGAGGGAUCUCGGGGCGCAGCGGCACGGGAAGUGGAGGGAGCACGCCCCAUAUUAGUGGUCCGGGCCCGGGCAGGCCCAGCUCAAAAGAGGGCAGACGCAGCGACACUUGUGAGUACUGUGGGAAAGUCUUCAAGAACUGUAGCAAUCUCACUGUCCACAGGAGAAGCCACACGGGCGAAAGGCCUUAUAAAUGCGAGCUGUGCAACUAUGCCUGUGCCCAGAGUAGCAAGCUCACCAGGCACAUGAAAACGCAUGGCCAGGUUCUUCACACACCCCCAUUCGGCGUAGUACCCAGAGAGCUCAAGAUGUGUGGCAGUUUUCGGAUGGAAGCUCGAGAGCCCUUAAGUUCUGAGAAAAUUUGAAGCCCCCAGGGGCGGGGUGGACGCGUGCCGCCCAGCCGACGUCAGCGUGGUCUGUCAUCCGCUAGUUUGUGAUGUUUUCUGACAGUAGCCUCCAAGAAGCCGUUGUGUGAAGACAGAGUCCUGCAAGGUCCUUCCAGCCUGGGCCUGCAGUGCCAUUUUAUUUAUAUUUUUUAAUAAAAACUAAAAACAAAAAAACAGACCCACAUUGGAACAGUGAUUCAGUCCCAUAUAGAGGGCCUGUGGGCCAUCGCUGUCCUGAGUGAUGUCCCGGCCCUUCUGAAACCAGCCAACCUAAUUUACCCGUAUUGUGGAAAUGAGCAUGAGUCCCCAGCCCUUGUUUCUAUACAUUCUAUGUUGUCUUUUAAAAAGUGUGCUUAACAUUGACACAAUAAAUGUUGGAGCUUUA